CGAUAAUCCGCCGAUAGCAUUUGUUUACCUCUUUCAACGCACGUGCACCGACGUUUUUCGUAUAAUUUCUUGAUUCAUUGGAGUAUUUCAAGACUUCAAGAUGCCGCCCAUUUCCCAGGAGGGCAAUUGCCUGAUUUACCGCGGCAGCAACUUCCUAAAGCAGCGCCUAAUCCUCGCCUGCCUGUCUGGCAAACCGGUGAAGAUUACUCAAAUCCGCUCAGAGGACGAGAUGGCGCCCGGUUUGAGAGAAUAUGAAAUCAGUUUGAUUCGUCUACUGGACAAGAUAACUAACGGAACCAAGAUCGAGCUAAAUCCCGCCGGCACAAGUGUCAUGUUCUCGCCGGGAUUACUGCUCGGUGGUCAAAUUAAUCAUGAUUGCUGUGUCCAGCGUGGGAUUGGCUACUAUCUGGAUGCCCUAAUAGCCUUGGGUCCGUUCUGCAAGAACCCGCUACAGUGCAGCCUGCGUGGUGUGACUAACAGCAAGGACUCGCCAUCGGUUGACCACAUCAAGGGUGCAGCAUUAUCCCUGUUAAAACGAUUUCUUUUGGUCGACGAGGGCCUCGAACUGAAGGUCAUUCGGCGCGGUGUUGCUCCCCUGGGUGGUGGUGAGAUCUCUUUCCGCUGUCCGGUGCGAAAGAGCCUGCGAGCCAUUCAAUUCCAAGCCCAGGGCAUGGUCAAACGCAUUCGUGGCACAGUUUAUGCCUGCAAAGUUUCCCCUGCGAUGGCCAACCGUACAGUGGAGUCGGCCAAGGGAUGUAUGCUUAAGUUCCUACCGGAUGUUUAUAUCUACACCGAUCAGAACAAGGGCAAAAUGUCUGGUAAUUCUCCUGGAUUUGGCAUAUGUUUGAUUGCUGAGACCACAGAAGGAGUGUGCUUCGCCGCAGAUUGCUGUUCCAACACAAGAGAGGAAUCGGACACUCCUUCUAUACCCGAGGAUCUGGGCCAGGAGGUGGCAAUGCGUUUGCUGGACGAAAUUUAUCGAGGUGGUUGCGUGGAUUCUAGCUACCAAUGGCUGGCAGCACUCUACAUAGCACUAGGACAAAAACAUGUCUCCAAAUUCCUUACAGGUGCCCUAUCCACAUACACAGUUCACUUCCUGCAACAUCUGCGCGACUUCUUCGCAAUCACCUUUAAGCUGGAGAAUCCAGAAGCAGAGGACGAGGACGAGACGGAGGAUGUGCGAGGUGCCCAGAAGGUCCUAAUGGCCUGUGUCGGCAUUGGUUACACGAACAUUAACAAGCGCGUUACAUAAAUUGUUCUAUAGACAAAAACUUCUAGGAAUAAAUAUGUAUUUUUUUUAUGACAAAAUAUAAAUUAAAUUAAGUUUAA
This is a messenger RNA of Drosophila eugracilis, 1329 nucleotides long. It is a transcript of the gene Rtc1, whose product is annotated as probable RNA 3'-terminal phosphate cyclase-like protein. The record is from RefSeq and is a predicted model, not a curated record. Bases 101 to 1252 code for a protein of 383 amino acids. Gene Ontology annotation, cellular component: nucleolus. Gene Ontology annotation, molecular function: RNA endonuclease activity. NCBI's taxonomy places the organism in Eukaryota, Metazoa, Arthropoda, Insecta, Diptera, Drosophilidae. Gene Ontology annotation, biological process: ribosome biogenesis; endonucleolytic cleavage of tricistronic rRNA transcript (SSU-rRNA, 5.8S rRNA, LSU-rRNA). The transcript is spliced from 3 exons.